Messenger RNA from Colletotrichum orchidophilum, 318 nucleotides. RefSeq lists its product as uncharacterized. The transcript has a single exon. The record is from RefSeq and is a predicted model, not a curated record. NCBI's taxonomy places the organism in Eukaryota, Fungi, Ascomycota, Sordariomycetes, Glomerellales, Glomerellaceae. The coding region runs from base 1 to 318 and encodes 105 amino acids.
AUGACGGCGCCUUUACCAUGUAGUCCCUCCAAGCCCUUUCCCGGUGACAACGCCGACAGCCGGGUGGUUGUGAGCCAGGCACGAGAGGCCAAGGUGGUGCAAGAUUUCCCACCAUCUCUUGAGGAUUCGGGGCCAGCGUGGUGUUCAUCGCAUUCGGCGCGCUCAACCCAGCAAUUGAAAAAAGACUGGGAGAACCCGGAGACGACGGAUCGACAAACACCGGCUGCCUCCUUCUCCGGGACCCACUUCUCGGCUCGGGGCAAGCCGCGGCCGGAGUUCCCAGAGCUUUCAACCCCAGCAUUGUUUUCACGGACCUAA